Messenger RNA from Trichobilharzia szidati, 179 nucleotides. The record is from the annotation of a GenBank genome assembly. Lineage: Eukaryota; Metazoa; Platyhelminthes; Trematoda; Strigeidida; Schistosomatidae.
AUUGACCGUAAAACAAUCAUUCAUGUCUGGAAAACUGUAGAUUGGCAAAAACACGUCCACACUGCCAUUCUAGAUGGAUAUAAUGUUAUAGUUUCUGGCACUUGGAAUCUCAAUGACAUACAAAAUGAUCUUGAUUGGAUGAGAUAUUAUGAACAGAAUAUCAGAGAUUUUGGAGGUGA